AUGGUCGACAGAUGUUUUGCUGUCGAAAAGCUUGUCUCGAAUAUAGAUAGCGAAAUCGCUAGACAUUUCCUAAAAGAUAAAAAUUUUAAUUUUUCUAAAAAUAUGUUAGAAAAAAAGUUUGCUGACAUUGACAAGAAAUUUGAGAAUGUUUUAAAUAAGAACAAGAGGAAGUUGGAAAAUGCUCAGAUAAAACCCAUACAUGACAAGUUCUUAUUUGCUCAGAAUGGUAUAACAGGUCUAAUUGCACCACCUGGGUCGGGUAAGACUUUCACUUAUCUUAAAAUGGCUGCACAACAACAAGAACUAGAUGAGAAGAACCCAUUCUAUGAGUUAGUAGUCAUUUGUAGUACUUCUGGUCAAUUUGACCAAACCGUCAAUUCGUUCAAAGAUAUUAUAAAAAAGUCUAAGUUAGUAUGUAUAAAAGACUCUGAGUUGUUAGAUUGGAUAAAGAAGUACCAAAGAAGAGUUUUGAAGUACAAUGCUAUAAAUGAGUAUGUCAAUUCUAAGUUUAAAGACCCAAAUGAGGAAAUGCAGAGAAUAUUAGAGAAGAAACACUUCAGAAACAAACAGAAAGAGAUAGAAUACAUUUCGAAGAAAUUGCAAUCUUACGAUUGGAAGACUUACCCUCACAGAUGUCUUCUUAUCUUAG
Molecule: messenger RNA, 649 nt
Organism: Trichomonas vaginalis G3
Lineage: Eukaryota; Parabasalia; Trichomonadida; Trichomonadidae
Product: P-loop containing nucleoside triphosphate hydrolases family
Exons: 1
Molecular function (GO): DNA binding; hydrolase activity; ATP binding
Source: RefSeq, a predicted model, not a curated record